AGACCCUUAAAGCCAAAGCUUCUGUCCACACCACACACACCCCCCAUUCAUUACAAAUUAACAUUCAAAACCUAAUUAGCCACCAUGGAGGACGAGGAGGAGGGGUCACGCUCCCCCACCGCCACCACUCUCCCCGAAGACAACGAAUUCGACGCCCCGACCUCCUCUCCUCCGCCGGCUUUCCUUUUCCACCGCCCGCCCCUGCUGCAGCCUGCUACCGCCAUGGCGCCGCUUUACAAGCAGCGUUCCUGGUCGCCGGAUGCGUACCGCGACGAGGCGUGGCUCCGCCGCAAAGGCAACUGGAAGAACCGCCGCAGCCGUAGCGUGACGGACGAGGACGUCAACGAGCUCAAGGCCUGCAUCGAGUUAGGCUUUGGAUUCGAGUCUUCGCCGGAGGUGGAACCUGAUCAGCGCCUCUCCGAUACAUUACCGGCGCUAGAGCUCUACUACGCCGUCAACAAGAGCUACAACAAUUCUCUCCUCUCCAGGCCCCCCGCCCCCGUCACUGUCACCGCCUCCUCAACGCCGCCGUAUUCUUCCGCUGCCUCCGACGAUUGCGAGAGCACGUCUUCUUCCCAUGGCAGUCCCCACACCAUCUUCACCACCGGUGAUAAUCCGCAGACAGUGAAGACAAGGCUAAGGCAGUGGGCUCAGGUUGUGGCUUGUGCGGUGCGGCAAAACUCAGGCUGAGAAGAAGAAUUAACGAUGAUGAUGAUGAUUGCUUGUUCCGUUAAUUGGCGAUUAACCCAGGAACUAAACCAGGGUUAGCAAAGUUAACCACACAGUGUGACGUGUGUGAAAUUAUUAUUAAUAUGACGAUGACAGGGAUUCACCACCGAAUUGACGAACCCUACUAAAUACCCCCGGGGACCCCCCUAUUAACCAAACCCCAAUUGUCUCGGAACCAAACUUGUUAGUUCCUUGCCUAUUAUUAUAAUGUUGCUGUCGGCAGCUCCCCCUUUUGUAUUGUGCUUCUCCAUUUUCAUCACUUAAUUAAGGCUAGAUCUAUGUCCAUUAUAUAUACUAUCCUGCUUUGUUCACAUUUAUAUUACUUUUUUUGUUAUGGAUAUGCUAGCUAGCUGAUAGUGCUAGUUAAUUACUAUAGGUUUGUUUUAAUUGUGUCAGAACCAAUUCCCGUGUGAAAAUAUUGGUCAAAACGUGUGUAAUUGUAAUGUACUGUAUAUAUAUAUUGCCUUAGUUUGUUGGGCUUGGUGCUUGGAAUUGGAAGAAAGAAGAAUGUGACAAGUGACAACCUUGUAAUACUCUGACAAAAACAACAAACAAAAAGGGACGGGGUACAGCUUGUGUUCAUUAUUCUAACAUGGGGCCUUUGCGUGGAAAGUAGUGAGCUCGCUGAAACUUGGGGUUUCAACUUGGGUCUUGGAAUGAAGAGAACCUUAUUUGCUUGUUGGCUUUGUGAUAAGUCGUAGUUUCUAGGCUGUCAUUACCAAAUUUCCCGAGAUAGCAGGAGGAGGCGUAAUGGGACGUGUUGACUUUCAACUUUGUUCUAACAUGGCGGCUCAAUGCUCUUGAAGCCAAUUAUUGAUAGACCCAAACAGAGAUUCUGUUUCUGUUACAUCCCGGUUCGUGUUUAGGAUUUCAAUUCUUGUAUUCUAUUUUUAGAUGAGUUAGGUUGACACCUGUCAAUAAGAACUUUCAUAAUUUAUUACAA
Molecule: messenger RNA, 1672 nt
Organism: Arachis stenosperma
Lineage: Eukaryota; Viridiplantae; Streptophyta; Magnoliopsida; Fabales; Fabaceae
Exons: 2
Coding region: 85-690 (201 amino acids)
Source: RefSeq, a predicted model, not a curated record